Saxophila tyrrhenica is the source of this 339-nucleotide messenger RNA. RefSeq lists its product as uncharacterized. The transcript has 2 exons. The record is from RefSeq and is a predicted model, not a curated record. The coding region runs from base 1 to 339 and encodes 112 amino acids. Lineage: Eukaryota; Fungi; Ascomycota; Dothideomycetes; Mycosphaerellales; Extremaceae.
AUGGCAUCCUCGAAACUUUCGUCAACUCCCUUGACUAGAGGAGGGCAAUCUGGCAUCCAGACUACGUCCAAGCAAGCCGGCAACUCCACGAUGGCGACGAUUCCUGGGGUUGGUCAGAAGUGGAAUCGUCGUGACCCCGAGACGGGAGGCUAUACGGAAGAGACAAGAGAGGAAGCUUAUCGUCGCAACAAGGCCAGGAAGGAAAGUGACGAGGCGGAGGCCGAAAGACGCCGGAAGGAGGCAAAGCGUGCCGCAGAGAAAGAAGCGGAAGCACAGCGUCGGAAACAAGACGCACUGGACCAAGCGACCUCUUGCAGUCCAUUGAAGCGGACCAAGUGA